Molecule: messenger RNA, 240 nt
Organism: Haemonchus placei
Lineage: Eukaryota; Metazoa; Nematoda; Chromadorea; Rhabditida; Trichostrongylidae
Source: the annotation of a GenBank genome assembly
AUGAUAUCACCGCAGACCAUCAUCAAACCAACGGCUCAAAUAAAGCUUGAUGAUCUGCCUAUGGAGGUGGACUCAUCACGUAAGACUUCAACAGAUCGACCGCCUCUGAUCACUUCGAUCCAGCACAGGCCAUACCAAGGCAAGAAGCAUCAGAACAUUGCAACCAGGAAAGCAUCAGUAAUGGCUCAAAAGAGGUCAGUUUCCCCUAAAGCUUCGAAGACAGCAAAUGAGGUGCUGUAA